Messenger RNA from Limulus polyphemus (Atlantic horseshoe crab), 1932 nucleotides. Its product is annotated as probable glutamate receptor. Lineage: Eukaryota; Metazoa; Arthropoda; Merostomata; Xiphosura; Limulidae. Gene Ontology annotation, cellular component: membrane. The transcript has 9 exons. Gene Ontology annotation, molecular function: glutamate-gated receptor activity. The record is from RefSeq and is a predicted model, not a curated record. The coding region runs from base 287 to 1636 and encodes 449 amino acids.
AUGGGUACUUUUAACCACGGGGCAGCAUCCUUCGCCACUGUCAGACCCUAGUUUAUUUCGAAACUACACUACGUCUUCUGGGCAGCAUCCUUCGCCACUGUCACACCCUAGUUUAUUUCGAAACUACAUUACGUCUUCUUGCAAGGUCGCCGUCUCUUACCAGGAGCUUUCGGAUUGCAAGGAAGGAUGCAGAAACACAGAAAACUACGUAAUUGACGGCCCCAACAUCCAGGUUAACAACUGUCGCGAACGUGUGCAGAUUGGGAGAUGGCUGGCAAAACGGAAUAUGCUUCUACCUGCUAUGCCGAACGAUUUUUUCCGUUUGUCUAAACGUCUUCACUUUGUUGGUCGGGAAUUGCGUGUUGCAACACUUGAGAACUUUCCGUUCUUUAUUCGCGAAAUUGGUCCUGAUGGCCAGUUGGUUGGAAAAGGUGGAAUCGAUUUUAGAAUACUUCAAUCUUUGGCUGAAUUAUACAGUUUUAGAUUUCGUAUUGUGACGCCCAGUGAUAAGUCUUGGGGUGUGAAAGGGCCAAAAGGAGAGUGGUCUGGAAUGCUUGGAAUGGUUCAAAAACAGGAAGCAGAUUUUGCCUUGACCAACAUUGGUAUGACUAACGAACGUCAAGAGAUCGUAGACUUCACUUAUCCUUACAUGAUUGGUUCGAUGAGUUUCGUCACGCACGCACCUCGUGAAAAAUCUCGAGCUUUGGCUAUCGUCAAACCCUUUACUGUACAGCUGUGGAUCGCUAUUUUUACAUCAGUUGUAGCUACUUCGGUGGUUACUGCCUUCUUGGCAAGAAAGUCACUUGGACCUGAAACAAACAACUGGACUGUUGGAGAAGCUCUAUGGUAUUUUUUUGGAGCUCUUACAUUACAAGGUGGCGAAAGACUUCCUGUCAGAAAUUCAAUGAGACUAAUUAUCGCUUGUUACUGGUUGUUCGCUAUCAUCAUUGUGGCAGGAUUUAGUGGGAGUUUGACCUCUUUCAUGAAUGUUCCAGGGAAGGAACUACCAAUAGAUACCAUAUCAGAGUUGGCCCGUCGAGUUCAGAACAAGCAGUUGAAAGUAGGAACCUUACGUGGAACUCUGCCUUACGCAAAUUUUAUGAGUGCUACGGAAGGUUACAUGUACGUAAUUGGUAAAGACAUGAAGGAAGAUGAAGAGACUACAGUGAGUGACCUUAGCAUCGGAGCCUACAGGGUCAUGGAAGAGGAGUAUGCUUUUGUCUUUCCCAAGCUCUUUAUGGAAGGCACACUGGUUAACCACGGGUUUAAAGAUUAUUACUUCGGCAAACAGAACUUUUACAACAUCCUGUUUUCUAUCGUUAUACCUAAGGGAUCACCACUAAAGGAAGCAUUUGAUAAAUUACUGAUACGACUGAGCGAAAUGGGCUUGACUGACAAAUGGAAAAAGGAUAUUAUCAAUCAGCGGAAACUAAAAAAGACAUUUUUGGAGCAAGGCAACUCCACGGCACUGAGCACAGGCAAUGCGGGAGGUCUACGUCCGUUAAGUCUCGAAGAUUUAUUGGGCUCUUUCAUUCUCUUAUCUGUCGGGUGUAUAUUAGCCAUGUUAGUGCUCCUGUUGGAACAAGCUUUGUUUUGGUACAACCUGAAAUUCAAUAAGAAAAAUACUCGAAAGUAACCGACCUGUGAAAUCGAGUUACAAAACAAAGUAAGAAAUACAGGGUGUCCGAAAGUUAUGUGACGUAUUACAUACUUAACCUACGACAAGACAGUAACAGUUACAACUUAGAGUUUACUGUGGAUGAAGGGUACAUUUAUACGGUUUUUUGCCACACGUCAUGUGCCAUCAGUACAACUCUACAUAUACCCCGUUUGUGGCACUCGAGAUAUCGAAUGGAUAUUUGAUUUAUAUUUAUGUGUUCAUGUUCAUGAAGUGUCCCCAAAUUUUUUGUUUGUUUGUUUGUUUUUGAAUUU